Molecule: messenger RNA, 1322 nt
Organism: Mya arenaria
Lineage: Eukaryota; Metazoa; Mollusca; Bivalvia; Myida; Myidae
Product: protein SSUH2 homolog
Exons: 11
Coding region: 3-1256 (417 amino acids)
Source: RefSeq, a predicted model, not a curated record
ACAUGGGGGCAUAUUCGGGAGCGCCUCCUCAACAGGGCGAUUAUCCCGGUGGAUGCCCCCCUCAAGGUAUUUACCCUCCCCACGGAGGUGCCGUGCAGCCUCAUGUACAAGGUGGGACCCAUAUGCCACAGUGGAAAGGAGAAAUGCCGGACCAAGACGUUGACGACAACCCAGAUGCCGCCGCGGCCGCGCCAUACACUCUACCCGUCGAGAAGAUGGACGAAGUGCCCGGAUACUCAAACAUGGGCUUCGAUGGCGCUGUGGCCCCGCCGCCAUCAUACGAGGCAGCUACACGUGUGCCACCCCAACGGGGGGAAGUACAGGGUCUGCCACAGAUAGAUGAAAACGAGGCUAGGAACGCCCUUCUUCAGCACGUGUCUGAACACUGUUGCUAUGGUAGCGGUGCCGCGCAGAGUUUACGCUUCACUGAUCUUCAACACUACAGCGCUUUUCAUUACACCCUUGAAACAUUCGGUGAAGCCCGAUCAACAACAUGGGCCUAUGACCCAUAUACAAGUCAGCCAAUCGACGGCCCUCAGAACGGCCCCGCCCCGGGCCCCUGGGACAUCCAAGCCGCCCCUCCUUCCAUGUUCCAGAACCAGCAGUCACAUAUAGAGGUGCCCCACACUGCCUCCGUCAAGCCGUGUCAUAACUGCAUGGCGAUGGGUAGGGUUCGCUGCCAUAGGUGCUUUGGUAGAGGAAGGGUUCGAUGCACGAGCUGUGCUGGGCGUGGCCACACCAUGGUUUACAGAAACGGCGAGCAGGAACAUGAGCGUUGUCAUUGGUGCCAUGGCGACGGCAACCAAAGAUGCUGCACGUGUCAUGGCUCCGGCAUGGUCACGUGUUCGUGUUGUCAGGGACACUGCAGCCUAAAAUGCUACAUCAGACUAACCACCACGUGGACUAACCACCUGACGGACCACAUCGUUGAGCGCACGGCACUUCCGGACCACCUGAUUCGUAACGUGGCAGGAAAGGUGGCCUUUACUGAGACUCAACAGAGAGUAUGGCCGAUCAACCAUUUCCCGGACGCGGAGAUCAACAAUGCUUCAAACAGGCUGGUGAACCAACACGCCACCGCCUUCCCGUCGGAGAGGCUACUGAUCCAGCGUCACCAAGUGCGUAUCGUACCGGUGACCCAGGCGAUGUACAAAUGGAAGGACACAAACUCAGACUACUUCGUGUACGGAUUUGAGAAGAAAGUCUACGCCCCGAACUACCCCCAGCAGUGCUGUUGUGGAUGUACCGUGCUGUGAACCACGCCCCAGUGAAGAAGAAGGGAGGGAAGAGAUUUGGAUAAAGAUAGGGGACAGAUAGAGACU